Molecule: messenger RNA, 924 nt
Organism: Epithele typhae
Lineage: Eukaryota; Fungi; Basidiomycota; Agaricomycetes; Polyporales; Epitheliaceae
Product: TPR-like protein
Exons: 6
Coding region: 1-924 (307 amino acids)
Biological process (GO): protein folding in endoplasmic reticulum
Cellular component (GO): EMC complex
Molecular function (GO): protein binding
Source: RefSeq, a predicted model, not a curated record
AUGGCCAACGUUCAGUUCACCUUCCAGCUACAGAGGCUCGCUGCAUACAAGCCGAGCGACAGCCAUAAGUCAAAGAACACGUUCACCUCGGGACGGGCGAUCCUCGAGCGCGGGGGAUACGCAACCAAGGGCGAAGAGGGGUGGGAUGCUCUCGAGAAGCUCGCGCUCGCGGCGCUGGACCAGGGGAACCUCGAGGUUGCAGACCGGUGUAUCAAACUCUUGACGGACAAGUUUCCCGGCUCUCCACGCGUCGACACUCUUGCUGGUAUCCGCAUAGAGGCCACAGAGCCCCCAGAAACGGCACUCGCCUACUACGAUGACCUCCUCGAAAACGACCCCACAAACUAUGCUGCUUGGCGGCGAAAAGCGCAAGUGUACCGCGCGAUGGGCAAGCUUGACCGUGCAGUAGAUGAGCUCUCCGGCAUGCUCGACACGUUUUACUCCGACAUCGACGCGUGGCUUGAGCUCGCGGACGUCUAUGCGUCAUGCAAGCUGUACACCUACGCACUGCAGUCGCUCUCGCACGCGCUCCUCCUGUCGCCCCAGAACCCUUCGUAUUUCCUCCAAUAUGCCGAGACGGCGUACCUCGCGGAGGAUGUCCCGCUCGCGCUGAAGAUGUUCCUCCACACCGUCGACAUGACCGACGAUGAUGACGGUGAUCUUGCGCCCAGCGACUCCAUCCCGACCGACAUCACCUUGCGAGCGUGGUUCGGUGUCAAGCUCUGUACGCACAAGCUGAUCCAGGAUCCCCGCGCAAGCAGCAGUUCUGCGUCGGACACACCCGCACCCAAUCCCUCCAACCUCUCGCUCCUGGACGACCUCUCGACAGAGCGGCUGCGGACCGCAUACCUCAACCUCAAGAACGAGUCCCCGCCGCAGGGCGAUUCGGAUCUUAUUGCGGCACUGGCCACACUCGUGAAGUAG